Molecule: messenger RNA, 2145 nt
Organism: Colossoma macropomum (tambaqui)
Lineage: Eukaryota; Metazoa; Chordata; Actinopteri; Characiformes; Serrasalmidae
Product: protein rapunzel-like
Exons: 1
Coding region: 21-794 (257 amino acids)
Source: RefSeq, a predicted model, not a curated record
CGUGUCUGCCUCUGUGGUUGAUGCUCGUUCGUCGUUGUCUUGUGUGUCCACGCCCCAGAGAGAACUGCAACGCCUUCAUUACUUUCAAAAAAAGCCUUUUUCUGUUUGCCAUGGCUGAUACGGAGAUCUUAGAGGAGCAAAACAAGCUGAAAAGAGGGCUGGUGAAAGUCCUCGAGUGUGUUGCUACAAUCUCGUCAGCGGCCGCCGUGGUGAACCCCAUCUUUGGUGUGGCAGGCUCGCUGAUCCGUCUAGUCCUGCACCACGUUGACAACGAAGAGAUCCAGACACUGAAGUGUGAGUUCAGCAGCGUGAACCGGGCACUGGACGAGAUCUCCCACCAGAGCCGCACAGCCCUACUACAGAUCAAGAAGGAGACGCUGGACGGCCAGUACUGCCGCGUGGAGGAGAACAUCCGCAACCAGUUCCGCAAGUUCAUGGAGGUCGUGGAGGCACGGCCCGAGCACCAGCAGAGCAAAAAGGAUGACUUUGAAGAGAGCUAUGCCAAUGACAUGGGCGACCAGAACCUGCACACGCUCUACGACGGUGUCAUGGGGACACCAAAGCUCUUCAGCAGACCCAUCCUGGAGGUGUACAUGACAUACUCCAAGGGUGACCGGCAGGUGAUGGAGCGCCUGUGCACCCGUCUCACCUACCUUUUCUGCAUUGGGCUGAUUGCCCUCAUGGGCUACGCUGCCAUCAUCAGGGAUGAUGAGGAAGGAUUGAGUGAGGAAUGGGCCAAGAAGAUGGAAAACCUGCAGGAGAGGAUGCAGGAGGUGCUGAGAAGAUGCAAGUGAUUCCUCCUCCUUUUCCACACAGCAGACUCCUUAUGUAUUUCCUAGAGCGGGGGUCACCAAACCUGGUGCUGGAGAACUGCCUUCCUGGGGAGUCUAGUUCCAACCAUAGCCAGGCACACCUGCUCUAGAUACACUGAAAAAAAUGGAUUGUUGGAUAGGAGUUGGAUUUACUUAAAAAAAAAUAAUAAUAAAAUCAUAGCAUCAUUUUGCAAGCAGCUUUUUAAUAGAUUCAGCAUGAGGGAUUUUCAAGUAAGUUGAACAAAGCAGCUUUUGUUGUACCUACUCAGCUGUCUUAAGUUAAAAGUUACAUCAGGUCAGCUCAAACAAAUAAAGUCCUAUUUAACUAAAAAACUAAUUUAGUGAAUGUAAGCUAAUGUAAAAUAAACUCAUCAUAAUACUGUAAGUUGCAUUUGUUGUAUUCCAUAUACGCAUGCAUGUAUCUUAAAUCAAUACUUUAACUUUCACAGUCAUUCUAGACAAACUGUGCAUGUAAGCAUGGCAAAUGUAUGACAAAAAAGAGGAAGGUUCCUCUUAGGCCUCAGCUGCUGCAGUGUAGUGAAGCUCAGGCAGCUGGCCUGGGAAGCCUCGUAGCCCAGAAAGAGUCCUUAGCCAUGGCGGAUGGUCCCCUCGUGGGUGUGGUGUAGUAUUGCUCAGGUGGCUGGCCUAGGAAGCCUUUUAGUCCUGAAAGAGUUCUUAACUGCAGUGGACCAUCUCUUUUUCUGCAUUGGAGGCCUCAUCGCUGUGGUGUAGAGUAGCUCAGGCUGCCGGCCCGAGAAGCUUUGUAGCCCUGAAAGAGUCUUUAUCCACAGAGGAAGGUUCUGAUCAGCAUGGUAGGCCUGUAAAAUGAAACAAUCUUUCAGUAUUUGCUUGAAAAUAAGUUUACACAUUAAGCUUGAAGCAGGUAUUGAACUGGCUUUACCACUAAAUUUACUAGACAGUUACGUUUGAAAUGUACAGUAGCCAUUCUAUCGCAGAAUUAGUUUAUAGGUUCAGUUUAACACAGUAUCAUAAUUUUACCUAAUAUACCAGUGUCUCCAUAGCUGUAACACUCCUGUGUGAAUGAGCUUGCAUUGUGCAUGAGACAGGAGUUUGGAAGUAGCAGAAAGAAAGGGUUUCAAGUAGUGAUGACACCACCCAAGUAUAAAUACAACCCUGUUUUCAAAAAAGUUGGGAUGCUGUGCAAAAUGUAAUCAAAAACAAAAUGUAAUGAUGUGCAAAUCAUUUAAGCCCUAUAUUUAGUUCAAUAUAGACAACAUGUCAGAUGUUGGAACUGAGAAAUUUGAUAGUUUUUUUUGAAAAAUAUAUGCCCAGUUUGAAUUUGAUGCCUCCAGCACAUUUAAAAAAAAACAGG